Molecule: messenger RNA, 2549 nt
Organism: Ictidomys tridecemlineatus (thirteen-lined ground squirrel)
Lineage: Eukaryota; Metazoa; Chordata; Mammalia; Rodentia; Sciuridae
Gene: C7H8orf76
Product: chromosome 7 C8orf76 homolog
Molecular function (GO): protein binding
Source: RefSeq, a predicted model, not a curated record
UCCGGUUGGCCAAACGCGGCGCCGCUUUAGGCACCACCUCCUCUCGGUGCCCCGUCGUGGGCGCGCCAUGGAUCCCGGGUAUUGGAUCGGCGGCGAGUUUGAAGACUCGGUGUUCGAAGAGGGGCCGCAGCGGCGGCCGGGGUCCCCCGCACCCUACCGCGCCAAGCGCUGCGAGCCGCAGUGGUUUUAUGAAGAAACUGAGAGCAGUGAUGAUGUUGAAGUUCUAACUAUCAAGAAGUUCAAAGGGGACCUGGCCUACAGACGACAGGAGUAUCAGAAAGCACUGCAGGAGUAUUCCAGUAUCUCUGAAAAAUUGUCAUCUACCAAUUUUGCCAUGAAAAGGGAUGUCCAAGAAGGCCAGGCUCGGUGUCUUGCUCACCUGGGAAGACAUAUGGAAGCUCUAGAGAUUGCUGCAAACUUGGAAAAUAAAGCUACCAAUACAGACCAUUUAACCACUGUGCUCUACCUCCAACUUGCUAUUUGUUCAGGUUUGCAGAACUUGGAGAAAACAAUUUUCUGCCUGCAGAAACUGAUUUCUUUGCAUCCUUUUAAUCCUUGGAGCUGGGGCAAAUUGGCAGAGGCUUACCUGAAUCUAGGGCCAGCUCUCUCAGCAUCGAUUGCAUCAUCUCAGAGACAGAACAAUUUCACCUCAAGUAAUAAAACUGUCCUGUCCUCCUUUCCACACUCAAGAAAGGACUGUAUUUUGUGUUUCCCUGAAACUGUGCCUGAGAGCUCUGUGCUUUCUGUGGAAGCAAGUGUCAGGAAUGGCCAGAAAAUCGAGAAAGCUUUUAAAAACAGUCAGAAUUGUGUGACUGGAAAGGGAGAAGCAGUGUUGAUAGAGACUCAGAUGAAAGCAUGUGCCUCUCUGAUUCGAACCAGACUUUUACUUCAGUUCACCCAAUCGCAACAAACAUCAUUUGCUUUGGAGAAGAACCUAAGGACCCAACAGGAAAUUGAAGAUAAAAUGAAAAGUUUCAGCUUCAAAGAAGACACUUUGCUGUGGAUCGCUGAGGUUAUGGGAGAAGAUAUCGUUCAGGAAAAAAUAAAAGAAGAAGUUCACUCAGAGGUGAAGAACAUUGGCUCUGCAGCUCUGACUGCCUUGGUGACUGCAUCCUCGAAAGAAUUUGAAGACAAGUGGUUCAGAAAGAUCAAAGACCAUUUCUGUCCCUUUGAAAAUCAGUUCCAUACAGAGAUACAGAUCUUGGCUUAGAGGUCCAUUUAAAAACAAAAACAUCUUGCACAGUAUUAAUUGUCCUUGUUUACUUCAGACAGGAUCUGCUGAACAUGGAAAAAGUGAAUUUAUAAUUAUGACUUCUUUCCCAGAUAAUUUAUACUGACAGUGCAUUUAGUGUAUUUUGCUCUUUUUAGAUUUCUUGCUUUCCCUAUAUAUUGUAUCAUCGGCCUACUUCCCUUUGAAGGCAUCUGCUGGGAAAGCAAAUAAGAGACUUUCAUAUCGUAUGGUCUCUUAAAGACAGUUACUGUAUUGUAGCUAGCAGUGUAAGAACCCACUUUUUUUCUUCAGGUAAAUUCAUCAGCAGUGUUCAAGAAUGUUGAAAUAUGAGAAUAAACCAUUUCUAAGUAGAGUGUAUCAAGAACUGCAAAGGGUGCCUAUAAUCCCAGUGGUUCAGGAGGCUGAGGCAAGAGGAUUGUGAGUUCAAAGCCAGCUCUAGUGAAAGCAAGGCACUAAGCAACUCAAUGAGACCCUGUCUCUAAAUAAAAUGUGAAAUAGGGCUGGGGAUGUGGUUCAGUGGCCUAGUGCCCCUGAGUUCAAUCCCCGGUACCAAAAAAAAAAAAAAAAAUGCAAAGGAUCUAAGAGUUUACCCUAAUCUGAAAGCUAUCAAGUUAGCCUGCCACAGCCUUGGUGCUGAGAGAAGACAGGAGACUUCUAGAUCAGAGAUAAAGGGUUUCAUAACACAAGGUCCAGCGAGCAGUAUGAGCUCCAGCAUGUUUGCAUCAGCUCCUCUUUCCUGUGGGUCUCAUGGAGCUGUCACACAUGGGCACACAUGAAUGCCUCCAACACCUCCUAUAAUGUGCACUGUAUGGCUUGUGUUACUGGAGAGAAGCCCCGAGUUAGUAAACUCCAGUCUGUUGCAGUGAGUAGUAAGCAUGCUUGCCCUUUGCGCCAGAAGGAGACACUGUCUCCUUUGCUGUGCAGACAUCUUUGAAAGACAGCCUGGAACAGAGAGUAUCAAGUGCAUUACGUACAAGACAUGCAGAAACGGGAGAGACUCAUGGAACAUUGUCAUACAAAGAGCCUUUGUUUUUGGUAUCAGGGAUUAAGCUCAGGGGGUCUCGGCCACUGAGCCACAUCCCCAGCCUUCUUUUGUAUUUUAUUUAGAGACAGGGUCUCACUGAGUUGCUUAGUGCCUCGCUUUUGCUGAAGCUGGCUUUGAACUUGAGAUCCUCCUGCCUCAGCCUCUCAAGUGGCUGGGAUUACAGGCUUGCGCCAUCAUGCCUGGCAAAGAGGCAUUAAUUUACUGAAUGAAUAAUCUGUGAUGGAGGAGCUCACUUAUAAAUGGAAUUUAAUAAUAAACCCAUACCUCAUCAAA